AUGUCGGGUGAAGCACACGCAGGCCCCGGUUUGGGGGACCUCGAAAACGAACUCACUUGCUCGAUCUGUACGGAACUGCUGUACCAACCUCUCACUCUCCUCGACUGCCUUCACACCUUCUGUGGUUCAUGUCUGAAAGAAUGGUUCUUCGUUCAAGGUACCCGACGCCGGUCAUCUAGAUCCGUCCCGAAAUUCACCUGUCCGUCAUGUCGCGCCGCCGUUCGUGAAACCCGGCCCAACGCCACUGUGACUACGCUGCUGGAUAUAGUUCUGGCGUCGAAUCCUAGCCAGGAGAAGUCUGCGAGGGAGAAGGAGGAAAUUGCGCAGAAGUAUAAACCGGGGGAUUCGGUGUUUCCUAGGGAUGAUACGGAGGAGGACGAUGAGGAGGAUGGACGAGUGUUGGAUGAGGUGCGGCAGCUGAGUCUUCAGGAAGGGCGGUCACGGACGAGAGAACAACGUCAUCGGGCGCCGCAGUCGUCAAGAGCUCGUCGUGCGGAGCGGUCAGAUCCCGAUUCGCGAAGGGAUGAUGGUCGUUCGCGGCGGCGGCGGGAUGAUGAUCGGUCAACACGGCGACAGGCUCAUGAGCGCGCGGCUCGACAAACAGCAGAAGCAGCAGAGCACUCUAGACGGAUUGAGCACCAGUCUAGUCUGAGGUCUCUACUAAGUCUAUCGGAUGCUGAGACUAUGGAGGAAGAGAUCCUGCGACAGAUAUUGGAGGAGGGAUUGCUGGACGAUAUUGAUCUGGAUAACCUUGGGCCCGGGCAGGAGGAGGAGCUGAGCGAGCGUAUUGCCGACGCAUAUCGUCGGAGACACAGACUACGCUCUCGCUCACGACAGCGACAAGAGAGGGAAGCAUCGCAGUCGUCCGGCCGUCCUCGUGCUAGGUCGCAUUCAGUACAACGGCCUACAACUGGACCACCACCGCGCGACUCCUCGAGAGGCCCUCCAGUGUCCAGGCCAUACUUGCUUGAUCCUCUUGUUACUCGCCCAGGGCCGUCGACCCACCAGAGAGGUGCGUCUGAACAAGGGAGCGGUCGUCGCAGAACGUCGCCUAGUUCCGCUCAUCCAGCAUCUUCGUCCGAGGCGAAUUUACGACCAGCUUCAAGAUCGUCCAGUGACAUGACAUCCGAACGACCCCGUGCAUCCCAGGUGUCCACGAGGACGCCAGAGCCGUCGACAAGAAGAAGACGCGCAACGGAGUCUGGACGAGGGUCACCACAUGUAUGGACUCAAGGGACCAGAGAACGUGGUUCUUCAGUAACUCGUUUGACGAACUCGCCCACGGUUGCAUCUCCACUAUCAAACGCACCACAGACUCCUUCCCAGUCCGCUGUAUCUGUGGCUUCUCAUGUCAAUGGGUCAGUAAACCACAGUCGCCCCAGAGCGUCCUCCCGAUCGAAUGCUGCUCCGCCCUUUUACGUUGAGCCUUCGAUUAUUUGUAAUGGAUGCGGGAAACCGGACAUCCAAUAUGAACUCCACAAAACUUGUACUAAGUGCAAUGACGGAGACUACCACCUCUGUCUCCGCUGCUAUCGCACGGGCCGAGGCUGCCAAAACUGGGCCGGGUUUAGCCUAUCAGCACAAACCAACUUCGAAAGAAUCCUUGCAAUGUCCAACAACGAGCCAAUUCCGGAAAUCGAAACUCCCCACAUUUUUACAUCGUCAAAAUACCAGCGCUCCUCUUCAAGACUCCGUCGGGCCACAAAUUCUGACGACAGACAAAUAGCUAGCGACGAUCCCGCGCACAGACUACAAACCGGCCUUUUCUGCAGCAUCUGCAACUCAGAAGCCAACGAAACCUUCUGGAAAUGCGACGAAUGUAACGAAGGAGACUGGGGCUUUUGCAAUACAUGCGUUAACCAAGGAAAAUGCUGCACCCACGCCCUUCUACCAAUAUGUCGCAUCUCCGAUACAGGAACCUCGGAUGAAACCUUUAAAAUCCUUUCCUUCGCCACAAACUGCGACAUCUGUACACACCCCAUCCCAGCCUCGACCACCCGCUUCCACUGCCUCAUCUGCAACGACGGCGACUACGACAUCUGCGCAAACUGCUACCUGAAACUCGGUGUGACGGGCAAAAUUAGUAAAGACAAUUGCCAUAAUGGCUGGCGAAGAUGUGUCAAGGGUCAUCGGAUGGUUGUUGUAGGCUUUGAAGAGCACGACGAGGGUCAGAGGAGAGUUGUUGUGCGGAAUCUUGUCGGUGGAUGGGCGUUACAGGAUGAACAUGUUAAUCAAGCAUCAGCUUCGUCUGUGUCUUCGGCACACGCAUCUGCGGCUGCUGCUUCUGCUGGAAAUGCCACUCCAAUCCCAGAAGUCGGAACCGGAGACUGGAGCUGGAAAGAAGGCCCCGAACGCCGCAAAAAGGCCUCUCGCACGCGGACACCAUGGACGAACCCCAACGCUCCCGAAAACGCACCCGCACCCCCAUCCCCAUUAACCCCAACACGCCGCUUCCCACCAGACGGCGGUGUGGGCGUCAUCGCCCAAGCGCUGUGGUCAUGGUAUCCUGAGGACGGCGUCGAAGACGAACUGAUGUUUCCGCGGGGCGCGGAGAUCACGGAGGGGGAGAAUAUUAAUGAUGAUUGGUUUUGGGGGUGUUAUGCGGGGAUUACGGGGUUGUUUCCGGGAAGCCAUGUUAGGGUUUUGGGGGAGAUUGUUUAG
Aspergillus ruber CBS 135680 is the source of this 2661-nucleotide messenger RNA. Its product is annotated as SH3 domain protein. NCBI's taxonomy places the organism in Eukaryota, Fungi, Ascomycota, Eurotiomycetes, Eurotiales, Aspergillaceae. The record is from RefSeq and is a predicted model, not a curated record. The coding region runs from base 1 to 2661 and encodes 886 amino acids. The transcript is spliced from 2 exons. Gene Ontology annotation, biological process: mitotic cell cycle checkpoint signaling; ubiquitin-dependent protein catabolic process; protein ubiquitination. Gene Ontology annotation, cellular component: nucleus. Gene Ontology annotation, molecular function: ubiquitin-protein transferase activity; zinc ion binding; protein binding.